Parnassius mnemosyne (clouded apollo) is the source of this 420-nucleotide messenger RNA. Lineage: Eukaryota; Metazoa; Arthropoda; Insecta; Lepidoptera; Papilionidae. The record is from the annotation of a GenBank genome assembly.
AUGUCGUCCCAUUUGAAUUGGAUGAUAAUCCGCAAUAACAGCGCCUUCUUAGUGAAGAAACGUAACAUUAAGAAGCCAUUUAGUAAGGAGCCAAACAAUGUGACUAACCUCAACUCUUACAGAUACAAUGGGUUGAUUCACAAGAAAGCAGUCAGCGUGGUUGAAAACCCUGACAGAAAAGGUUUCACAGUGGUUUAUAAGAAGUCUAAGGCAACAAACAAACCUGCGAAAAACAUUGUUCGACGCCCAUUCAAAGCCGGCGCAAGACGAUCUCUAUUCAAGGUAAAGAGGCUGCUUAAAGCUAAUAAUUACCGUACAGAUUUGACCACUGCAACACUUCGUCGUGCAUCGGCUAUCCUUCGUUCUCAAAGACCCAUUAAAGCGAAGAAACCUAAAGCAGCGGCUGCUAAAAGUGAAUAA